Molecule: messenger RNA, 1356 nt
Organism: Trametes versicolor FP-101664 SS1
Lineage: Eukaryota; Fungi; Basidiomycota; Agaricomycetes; Polyporales; Polyporaceae
Exons: 4
Coding region: 1-1356 (451 amino acids)
Source: RefSeq, a predicted model, not a curated record
AUGCCCCGCCUCUUCGCGGAAACCACACUCCUUACCCUCUUCUAUCUUUUACACAUCGCGCGCGGCGCAAUCCUGACUAUCGAUGACGCCGAUCCGCGCAUCCAGUAUACGGGAGCAUGGGUACCGAAUACGGGCGGCGACCCACAACAGCUGAACUAUAUGGCGACACUCACCUACUCAAACGUGACUGGAACCGUAGCGAGCUUUCAGUUUACCGGCAGCGCGGUAGCCGUAUACGGCGCCUUCGGACCCGUCGGGACGUUCGACAUGCGCUCGGAGUAUAGCAUCGACCGCGGGCCGCCGACGACCUUCCUGCCCCCGAACGACAUCGCCGCCGUGGUCCAUCGCCGCCAGUUCUUUGCGUCCGGGGAGAUCAAAUAUGGCCCCCACGUCCUGACGAUCGAGAACAUGGGCGAGCAGUUUUGGCUCGACUACAUCCAAGUCGAGGUCCCUGAUGACGUGGGGACCACCUCCGAUACCGCCGCAUCCUCGGCGGAUGCGCAGACGAGCGCGGGGAGCGGCUCCUCGACGAGCGACGUUGUUUCGCCGACGUCUCCAGAUAAUAGGGUGUCCUCCGCACCUGCGGGUCUCUCAGCGGCUGAACUCACAUCCUCAUCUGCGGACAACACAUUACCCCCUACGCAAAGCUCCCCGCAUAGCCAAGCUGCGGCUGCCACCCAUACAACUGCAUCACUCACCUUGUCUGCUGUGCCGGAUGUCCAGUCGUCCGCAUCAACCGAUGUCAAUGAACCCCAGCCAUCUGCUCCCACGACAUCCAGUUCUCAGGCCUCCGGCGGGAACACGAAUAACGGGCAUGGACUUAGCGUAGGAUCUCCGACGAUGAUGCCGGGGGCGAUCGCUGGUGUCGCCGUCGCGGGAGCCGUGCUAUUGAUUGGUAUGCUCGUGGUGGCGCAGUGGUGGCGCAAACGGCGGUGGAAUGGUGGAUAUUCUGCAGGAAAGGGAACAGCGGCCCUUGGCCAUCGCGGCCCAGAUCAGCUUAACAAGUCUGGAUCUGCUGACAGCGUGCAAGUACCCAUUCUCCAGGGCGCUGCACCGAGAGGUGUCCAGGAAGACGUCGACGUCUACGACCACCAGACCGUGAUGGAAACCCCUUCUAACCCCCACGACGAUCGCUCUCAGGCGACGGCGACGCCUGUGGGACGAAUGGGCUCCGACGCAGUAUCCGCAAGAGAGGCGCGAUACGGCCCUGGGAGGAGGAGACAGUCUGUCGAUAGGGGCCUUCGACUGGCCGGUGGACCUCCUGGAGAAGAGGGCUUCGCCGAGGACGUGCGGCUCAGCGUGACUUCCACAGGCACCCUUCCACCUUCGUAUCAGCUAUACCGGUCAAUACAGUGA